CUGAACCAGUGCGUGCGAUGGAGAAGAAGUGCGUGGAAUAUUUUCAAUUCAUGUCAGGCGUCCAGUGAACUCGACAACCAGUAAAAUUACUCUGAAGGGCCCACCAAAGACUCUGGCAAUUACUUGAUCUGGUGUGCCACAUAAUUGCUGAUAUAUCUCGUUGGAUCAUGCAUCCUUUAGAAGUGUCAAUCCCGUCUUUUCGAUCGGAGGGCAGUAACAUGGAGAAGGGCUACACGGUUUUUAAGAUCGAGGUGCUCAUGUGUGGUAGACAGCACACUGUUGAGAAACGCUACAGUGAAUUUCACGCCCUGCAUAAAAUGCUUAAAAAGAGCAUUAAACCUCCAGAAAUCCCUUCGAAGCAUGUGAGGAACUGGGUGCCUAAGGUUCUUGAGCAGAGGAGACUGGGACUAGAGCUUUACCUCCAGACUAUAAUCAUGGAAAAUGAGGUUCUUCCAAAGAUAUUCUUGGAUUUCCUCAAUAUUCGCCAUUUCCCGUCACUGCCAAAAACUGAGAGUUGUGGAUCAUUUGAAACGGAAUCGGAGGAAUCAAGUAAACUGACACAUCAGCCAGCACUUCUCUUCCUGAGGGAUCCCUAUCUGCUGCCUGUCACCAACGAUACGUUUUCAAAUAUGGUUAUCGAAGGUGUGUUACGUGGAAUAUUUUAUCCAGACUUCCAGCCAAGGUAGAUCUCAGCACUACGGACGACAUCACAUCGAGUUCCCGGAUAAAAAGGGAUUCAUAUUACCAACACUAAACCACGCAGAACCAGUUUAACAGACUCACUCAUUACAGCCUUGAAGAGUGUGGUUUGGUUUCAACACUCCAUCGAAUUUUGUUGUUUGUUUUUGGGUUCUGCAAAUGCAGGAAUUGAUAUUUAGUUUUAGUGAACAUUCAUAUCGACUGCCGAAUCAAGGUUUCAUUUAAUAUGAGAAGUACCUCGGCAAGUAUUUGCACAUCUCUCCUCGUGUCAUAUAUGAGGUCAGACGGAUUUUCUCAUCCACUGACUGCAUGUUUCUCUAGAUGAGGUGACUUAUCAAAUAAGGAAGUUGUUUUGAAGAGCCUUGAAACCUUUUCAUUUGUUAUUGAAUUGUUGUAUGGACGGUAUUUACUUAGUUUGUUUUUGAUGUGGCAAUUUUCGAUUAACAGCCUUGGCUUAUAAUUAGCAAAAAGGGAAGUAAUGGGUGGACCAAGCCAGUGUGUAUAUAUAGGUGUGUUGGACUUGACUGAUCGGUGUGUGACAAAGUACCGCGAGAGCGAUUCAAAAGCAUACGGAGACGUCUUCUCUCUUAUCGC
This is a messenger RNA of Rhinichthys klamathensis goyatoka, 1293 nucleotides long. RefSeq names its product sorting nexin 24 (gene snx24). The record is from RefSeq and is a predicted model, not a curated record. The coding region runs from base 168 to 686 and encodes 172 amino acids. The transcript is spliced from 7 exons. NCBI's taxonomy places the organism in Eukaryota, Metazoa, Chordata, Actinopteri, Cypriniformes, Leuciscidae. Gene Ontology annotation, molecular function: phosphatidylinositol phosphate binding.